GCUCGAAAUGCGAGAGGAGAUAGUGGAAGAAGCAAUAAAGAUUUGUUACGAGAGAUAUAUGGAGCGCCAGAUAGCGCCGUUCACCGCCCACUGCGCUGCGCAAGCCUGGCUUAAACUUAUAGACUGGCAUUUCUACAAGCACGACCCAGGUGAAGACCCCUCCGCCCACCCCCUGCUUCAUCCCCAAACGCUUGGAAUCCUGGACGCCCGACGAGAUGCCCUCCCCCUCGCCCAAGGACGCGUGGGGCCGGCAGAACCUGAACGUGGUUGAAGAGGUCGUAGAAGAGACGUUGACUAAAUGGCCGAGCUCACAGUCUAUAGACUUGCCUGUAGUGGAGGAAAUUCCGCCGGAGUGUCGGUUUCCGGGUAAAGUGAUGCUGCCGGGAUACAUGGACGAUGAAAGUUACGAUUAUGACUCCAUUACUUUCGACGAGAGCAUGUCUUCAGACAUGGCGACGGAGAGUGAGCUGCUGCAGAAGGUCACCAACUACACUCCAGCUGAGACUUCCAUCAAGGACAAGGAAUCAAUGACCAUGAUGACAUUCGGCUCCCAAAAGGGCACUGCCACGAACACAACAGACAUAAACCUAAGCUCCCUCCACGGAGGGGGUGAUUCAGCCACCCAGCAAUCCAGGAUACGGUCCCACUCGACUAAGAGCAAGAUCUUCAAUCGAUCAAGCAUGCUAGGCAGAUCGAGAAACUCUCUGCCUCCUCUCCAUUCGGACUCGCGAUCCAAAGGAUCUGUCAUCUCAGACUGUCGGCUGAGAAGCCUCAGAUUGGACACUCAGUACGAGUUAUCUUCAGAGAAAAUAGAUUCGGCGCCGAAGGUCAACGUCAAAAGAAAGUGAAAACCC
Molecule: messenger RNA, 854 nt
Organism: Leguminivora glycinivorella
Lineage: Eukaryota; Metazoa; Arthropoda; Insecta; Lepidoptera; Tortricidae
Exons: 7
Coding region: 216-848 (210 amino acids)
Source: RefSeq, a predicted model, not a curated record